CUUUUCGACAGCACGACGACCAGUGACAUCCCGCCCAAUCCGCGAUAGCCCACCGCCAAAAUGUCAAUGUUUCGUGCCAAGAAGCUCGACCUGGGCUGUUUCGUCAACAUCCGGACGAUUCGUGACCACACGAAGCGCCAGGUCUUCAUGGAGCACGAGCCUGAGAGACAAGCCCUCCGCUACAUCAUUAGGAACACGACUCUCCCUCCCCGCGUGCGCGCCGAGGCGCAGCUCCAGCUGGGCCAGAUGCACUGCUACACCCGGCCGACGCAGAUCCGCAACCGCUGCAUCAUGGGCGGCAAGUCCAGGGGUAUCUUCAGCGAAUUCAAGAUGACGAGGUUCAACUUCCGUAUGCAAGCGUACGAGGGCAACCUGCCCGGUGUCAAGAGGGCCAGUUGGUAAACGCGUGAGAAGGCGAGAAGGCCACAAGACGACAAGAUCUUCGAUAAGAUCCGGCGCCGAGGUGCCGCUGUAAAAUAAAAAUGUGUCACACGCGCUCUUGCAGAGGGCGGGAUAUAUCUGCGUGCCGGAGGACACUCAUAAACAAGUUAGGGGGGGUGUCAGGAGUUUUGGUCACAUGCCAGCAACCCGAGAAAGGAUAUGCAUAGAUGUAUAACACCAAGAAAGAAACGUACAGCAUCUCCGAUCAGAUGUAAGUGGGCUUUGAAGAGAUCGCAGGCUUCCAUGUGAUGAACAAGGCAGGAAGGGUCAGUGGCCAGGCGCCCUUGCCGUGUUUGUCUGGCGACCAAGAUUCUCGCCGGUGUCUUAGGCUUCAAUCUUCCAUUUGCAGACCUUUGGCUCUCCUCAGACAGCUCUCCUAAGACCUUGACCUCAAAAGGAAGCCCA
Colletotrichum destructivum is the source of this 846-nucleotide messenger RNA. Its product is annotated as Putative small ribosomal subunit protein uS14. The record is from RefSeq and is a predicted model, not a curated record. Gene Ontology annotation, biological process: translation. Bases 61 to 402 code for a protein of 113 amino acids. Gene Ontology annotation, cellular component: ribosome; mitochondrial small ribosomal subunit. Gene Ontology annotation, molecular function: structural constituent of ribosome. The transcript has 3 exons. Lineage: Eukaryota; Fungi; Ascomycota; Sordariomycetes; Glomerellales; Glomerellaceae.